UUCCAUAAACCAGCCAAAACAAUAUUCUACCAUGCCUUCGUGCUGAAAUUGGUUUCUGGCCGCAGAUUUGCAAAGCAGCCGUUGCUUCUCCCGAGCCACAAUCCUUUCCAGCGAUCGAGAUUCAAGCAUCCGUCUGGCGAUGUGUGAGCCUCUAUUUCUCCGUUUUCAAAUUGAUUGGUUACGGCCUCAACAGUUGGUGUGGAGUCGAGAGAAGGGGCAUGGCUUCUGCUUCUCUCUUUUCCGCCUCUCUUUGCUCCUCUUCGCUUUCUCAUCUCGGACUCCGUCGCGGAGGAAACAGGAGUUUGUCGCUUCCCCGGAGAAGAAUAAUGGAGGUUGUCUGCGGCAGUGACGGAAUUGGAGAGAAGAGCAAGGGCACGGCUGGGGAGGAUGAGGAUAAGCCCUCUUUCAAUCCGUUCGGAUUCGUGACAGACAACCCGUCGAGCCGUAGUGCCAUCCAGUUGCCAGAAUCUCCUGCUGAGGAUGGAAACGUCGGCCAGAUGCUUUAUAGAAUAGAAGACAAGGGGAAAGAAUAUGGAUCUUACGUCAAAUCUGGAAAAUUUCGAUGGUUUGUUAGAGAAACUGGAUCGUCCAACACCCGUGGAACAAUCUUAUUUAUCCAUGGGGCUCCAACUCAAUCAUUUAGCUAUCGAGAAGUAAUGUCUCAGAUGGCUGAUGCUGGUUACCAUUGCUUUGCCCCUGAUUGGAUAGGAUUUGGUUUCAGUGAUAAACCUCAACCAGGCUAUGGAUUUUCGUAUACAGAAAAUGAAUUCCACAAGGUACUUGAUGAGCUUCUUGGCACACUCAAUAUACGCUCACCUUUCUUCUUGGUUGUUCAGGGAUUCCUUGUUGGUUCAUAUGGAUUGACUUGGGCUUUGAAUAACUCGAGCAAGAUUUCCAAGCUUGUGAUUCUUAAUAGUCCAUUGACCAAUUCAUCUCCUUUACCUGGAUUGUUUCAGAAAUUAAGGAUCCCUCUUUAUGGUGAAUUUACAUGUCAGAAUGCAAUUAUAGCUGAGCGAUUCAUUGAAGCUGGUAGCCCAUAUGUCUUGAAGUCAGAAAAGGCUGAUGUGUAUCGAUUGCCGUAUCUUUCAAGUGGUGGACCUGGAUUUGCAUUGUUAGAAGCAGCAAAGAAAGCAAACUUUGCAGAUGUAUUAAGUCGGAUAGUUACUGGAUUUUCAUUCAAUAGUUGGGACAAGCCUGUUUUGGUUGCAUGGGGAGUGGCAGACAAGCAUCUCAAAUUUUCAGAAGCAGAAGAAUUUCAAAAGGGAAAUCCUGAUGCUGUAGAGAUAAUGAAAAUUGAAGGAGCUGGUCAUAUGCCACAGGAGGACUGGCCGGAGAAAACUGUCAAUGCUCUAAAAGCUUUUUUGUGAGGCUGCCGCAGAGAAGAUGAUUUGACUUGAUGCUGAUAACAUCCUCCUCAUCCAAUACUUAAGUUUGUAUAUUAUUCCUCAUUUUCUUAUUUUAUUAUAGUGAUAAUGAGCAUAUUUUGUAUCUAAGCUUUUAAAGUUGUAGCAAAUCAUUUUGCUGCCAAUGUUCUGAAAAGAUUCCUCGAUUUUGUGA
Molecule: messenger RNA, 1557 nt
Organism: Zingiber officinale
Lineage: Eukaryota; Viridiplantae; Streptophyta; Magnoliopsida; Zingiberales; Zingiberaceae
Product: cis-3-alkyl-4-alkyloxetan-2-one decarboxylase-like
Exons: 11
Coding region: 219-1367 (382 amino acids)
Cellular component (GO): chloroplast
Molecular function (GO): catalytic activity
Source: RefSeq, a predicted model, not a curated record